Ceraceosorus guamensis is the source of this 1544-nucleotide messenger RNA. Its product is annotated as putative RPN11-26S proteasome regulatory subunit. Gene Ontology annotation, biological process: protein deubiquitination; proteasome-mediated ubiquitin-dependent protein catabolic process. Gene Ontology annotation, molecular function: metallopeptidase activity; protein binding; proteasome binding. Lineage: Eukaryota; Fungi; Basidiomycota; Exobasidiomycetes; Ceraceosorales; Ceraceosoraceae. The coding region runs from base 343 to 1287 and encodes 314 amino acids. The transcript has 3 exons. The record is from RefSeq and is a predicted model, not a curated record. Gene Ontology annotation, cellular component: proteasome regulatory particle, lid subcomplex.
CUCGCGAGUGAGGUCGAUCCUCGUCUACCAUCACCAUACUUGUGUACUGUGCCAUCAUCUCAAGAUACACGACAGCGCCAUUCUUUGUCCUCAAAUUUGGACGAGCGUGUCUGUGCUUUCCAGCCUAGAUUGCGCGCCCUUUAGGUGAUCAAGACGACUACACAGCUGCCCUUGACGAGGUUCGACCUCGAGGUCGAUUGCAAAGGGGACAUAUCCAAUUCCUCUUGACCCUCUACGGUCUCUCAGCUGUCCGACCCCUCGAACGUACGAGCGCACCCCACCUGAACAGGUCGACUCUCGCUUCGUCGCGUUAUUGUUCCAUCGCCACUUUGACGACUCAAGAUGGACUUUCGAUCAAUGAUGCAGAAUUUGGGUGGAGCAGGAGGGGGAGGAGCAGGCGGAGGUGGGGGAUUACCAGGCGACACACCACAGAAUGACAAUGCGGAGAAGAUCUACAUUUCAUCUUUGGCUCUCCUCAAGAUGCUGAAGCACGGACGAGCAGGCGUUCCGAUGGAAGUGAUGGGGUUGAUGCUGGGAGAGUUCAUCGAUGACUAUACGGUCACUGUGAUCGAUGUCUUUGCUAUGCCUCAAAGCGGAACAGGAGUCAGCGUGGAAGCCGUCGAUCCAGUGUUUCAAACCAAAAUGCUGGACAUGCUCAAACAGACCGGAAGACCGGAAAUGGUCGUGGGUUGGUACCACUCCCAUCCCGGUUUCGGAUGCUGGCUAUCAAGCGUGGAUAUCAACACUCAACAAUCGUUCGAGCAGCUGAAUCAGAGAGCUGUUGCGGUCGUAGUGGAUCCCAUUCAGAGUGUACCUGGGAAGGUGGUGAUCGACGCUUUCAGGCUCAUCAACCCUUCCACUGUCAUGCUUGGACAAGAACCUCGACAAACCACUUCAAAUGUCGGACAUUUGAACAAACCUAGCAUCCAGAGUCUUAUCCACGGCCUGAACAGGCACUACUACUCCAUCGCAAUCGGUUACAGAAAGACAGAACUGGAACAGAGCAUGCUGGGAAAUCUCCAUAAGCGGGGAUGGAUGGAAGGCCUGAGGUUGAGGGAUUGGGGGGAGCACAAGGAGAACAACGAGAAGGCCAUUGAACGCAUGUUGGCACUAUCCGAAGCGUACAACAAGUCGGUACAGGAAGAGAGCACAUUGUCAGCCGAGCAACUCAAGACUAGACACGUGGGCAAACAAGAUCCAAAGAGACACUUGGAGGAUGCGGUGGAGCAGGCUAUGGGAGACUCGAUUUUGCAGAGCUUGAACGCUAUGCUUCUUGCCGAGCUUUGAGCGGGAUCCCCACGUCGGUAUGGACGGUCCGACUGUAAAUAAGGGGGUUGAAUGGAGAGCGUGAGCGAAUCACCAUGUUGUUCAACUCGUCCACCUUGCCUGGAGUGGGUCGAGACUGGGCGUGCGAUGAGGCGGCGAUUGCAGGAGAAGAUUUGUGCUCGACUUUGUGAUGGGUUUGGCUGGAUUACGUGCGCCAGUGUGCUGCCUCUUGCGAAAGAUCACGGAGUGGACAACAAGGACUGAAUGACACUACCCAG